UGGAGAAGACGAGCUUCGGCAAAAACAACAACAUUUGUUUUUCACGACGAUGGGGUACACGCAUUAUUGGCAAUUAAAAAAGGUGAUUGAACCUUUAAAAUGGAAAGAGUUUCUAGUCGGAGUCCAUAAAAUUAUUGCUACCGCUAUCGAUCAAAAUUACCCCAUCGAGGAUAAAUCUGCUGGAGAUGUUAUUCGUAUCAAUGGAUCACGUGGUGAGGAUUUUGAUGAUUUUGUAAUUACUUCGGAUAAUCUCGUAUGGAGUUUUUGCAAGACUGCCCGUAGGUUAUACGACCCAGCAGUAACUGCAAUCCUUAUUUUACUAAAAGAAAUGGUUGGAGAGGAUGUCAAAAUUACAUCUGAUGGCGAAUGGGACGAAGAAGAAUGGAAGGAUGGUUGAAAACUUUACAAAGAUGUGUUUAACAAACAGCCUGACUCGAUUUUGGAUUGACCACUUUAAUCAGAAACCAAUGAUUAUUUCUUAAACUUUUGUUUGUUCAAUAUCAAUAAUAAGUUUAUGUAGAUUUUGUAUAUGCAUUAAAUCUUGUUUUAAAGCUUUA
Messenger RNA from Hydra vulgaris (swiftwater hydra), 557 nucleotides. The record is from RefSeq and is a predicted model, not a curated record. Lineage: Eukaryota; Metazoa; Cnidaria; Hydrozoa; Anthoathecata; Hydridae.